AUGGCACAAACAGGGUGGAGGGUGAUGGCGGAGACGGUCAAGCAAAAGUGGGGCCUGUCGCUGGAGAAGAACUUCAGAGCUACAUCCAACUCUCGGAACGAGGCUAUGUUCAAGGAGGCGUCCAUGUUUGCGGCGCACCUGCGCCAGGUGGAGAAGGACCUCACCGCCUGGGAGCGCGACAUUGAAUCUGGCUUCACCAACUUCCGGACGAUCAUGCUGUCCCCGCUGCCGCGCGUGUACGAGGAGGGGCACAACGGCCAGGCGGUGCCCAGCGAGCCGGAGCCGUCGAUGAUCGGCGGCGACGUGCAGGUGGAGCGGCUGACGUCGGCGGCGCAGGAGACCAAGAAGCGGCUGGACAUCGAGGUGCUGCAGCCCAUCAAGCAGUGGAUGGUGGCCUACAGGACCAUCGCAGAGCGCAUGAAGCGGCUGGAAGGGCUGCGUCUGGAGCUCGACUCGCGGCGCCGCACGGUCACUGACCUGCAGGUGCGGUGCGAGCGCGUGCGGGCCAGCCUGGGCACGACGCGCGCGCGGGGGGAGAUGGACCUGGAGGUGAACCUCCGCAGGAUGCAGCACAAGGAGGACAAGAUGCAGCGUGCCAUGUCUCAGUACCAGGAGAUGGAGCAGACCGUGUACAACAGCCUGUUCACGCUCAUCAAGGACACCAGCGUGCUCCGGGACUACGCCGCCGCCGCGCUGCUCAUCGUGCAGGAGAGCUUCCAGGCGGGCUAUGCCGCGUUUGAGCCCUCCAUGCCGCAGUACUCCACAUCGGCGCUGCCCGGCGGCGGGUACGGCGCGCCGCAGGUCGGGGCCCCGCCGCCGGCCGGGCUGUCAGAGGGCAACAAGUAUGACCCCAAGCCGGCCGACAAGUUUGGGGACCAGGCCGCCGGCAAGGGCCCGCACAUGAUGGUGACCCCCGACACUGGGGAUCAGUACUACUACGACUCGCAGUACCAGUGA
Messenger RNA from Monoraphidium neglectum, 957 nucleotides. RefSeq lists its product as hypothetical. Gene Ontology annotation, cellular component: cytoplasm. Gene Ontology annotation, molecular function: protein binding. The transcript has 8 exons. NCBI's taxonomy places the organism in Eukaryota, Viridiplantae, Chlorophyta, Chlorophyceae, Sphaeropleales, Selenastraceae. The coding region runs from base 1 to 957 and encodes 318 amino acids. The record is from RefSeq and is a predicted model, not a curated record.